AAUUGAGAGGAAGAUAGUAAGAUUAUCAAACCACUUAAGCGUAGCAAGGUUAUUAACAAACAGUUACUUUUAGUUCCCUAUAAGCACAAUGGCAGAAGAAAAUUUACGGGAAUUUAUAAGGGAAAUAUUUUCCAAAGACUAUGAAGUAACCAAAGAAUCUAUAACAUCGUUAACCAAACCCGGUGAUAAUUUUUUAAGUAUUAUGUUAAAAGUUGAAGUGAUAUUGAAAAAGCGUGAUGAUGGUUGCGAAAAAAAGUUAAAUGCUGUAGCUAAAUGUGUCAAAAACUCUAAUGAAUUCGUCAAAAGUUUAUUUCCUACUGCUUUCAAGAAUGAAAUAAGAUUUUACAAAGAAAUAGUUCCAACGCUUCAAAAUUUUCAGCAGGAGAGAGGGAUAGAAGAUGUUCUUGAUAUGUUUCCAGAGUUUUAUGGUGCUAGAAUUAAUAAUAACGGAAGUGAUAAAGUCGACGAUAAGGCAGUUAUUCUUUUGGAGGAUUUAAAAUUCGAUGGUUACAUAAAUGUUGAUCGACACGAGGGUUUUAAUUUACCAGAAGCAAAAAUUAUCUUAAAAGAUAUAUGCAGACUACAUGCCACCGCCUUGGGUUUAAAAUUUAGUCAGACAGACUUAUUUGAGGAAAAAAUUCGAAAAAAUUGUAAAAAGGCCAUUCCACCACCAAAACCGUCAGAUAAAGAAAAGUAUGGACAGUCUUUGGAAGUAUUCUUUAGUAUUUUGGAAGAUUAUGAAGAAUGCAGACCGUAUAUUUCUAAUCUUAAAAUUAAAUUUGACAAAAUGAGGAGAGCAAUCAAUGACUUUUUUGAUAAACCUGCGAGAGAACCAUUUGCUACAUUAGUACAUUGCGAUCUUUGGGUUAAUAAUACCAUGCAACUUUUUCAAAGUGGAAAUAUCAAGAAAAACAAGUUUGUUGACUUCCAACUGUAUUAUUAUCAAUCACCACUAACUGAUGUAUUGUUUUUCCUUUGGUCCAGUGUACAUUUAAACGUUCUGAAACAAGACUUUGACGAACUUCUUAUCUAUUAUCACACAGAAUUUACAGACCAAUUGAGAAGGUUAAAUUGUAAUACAAAUUUGUUUGAUAUCGAUAAAUUUUGGGAGGAGUUAGAUGCUGUAGCUCCUAGUAAUUUCAUGGAUAUCAUGUAUAUGACAAUGUUUGUGGUUUUUGGUAAGAAGGAUAGAGGUGAUGAAUUAGAGACUGAUGAAAUUGUGAGAGUUGCUAAAGAGGACGUUCCAAAGGCUGCAAGAGACAAAAUUGCUUUUAUGGUUUCCGAAUAUGGAAGACGAAAGUGGAUAGAGAAGAGUGAAUAAAAACAUUUGUGAAAACUAUAAUAGAUUUAAAAAUUUGUAAAUAUAAAAAUAAAUUAUUAAAUUU
This is a messenger RNA of Diabrotica balteata, 1385 nucleotides long. NCBI's taxonomy places the organism in Eukaryota, Metazoa, Arthropoda, Insecta, Coleoptera, Chrysomelidae. The record is from the annotation of a GenBank genome assembly.